AUGUAAAAAAUAAAAUUAGACGAUGAUGAGGAGUUUAACUUUAGAAGGCAGUUUGAAAUUUAAUAAAGAGCAGUAGAGCCAAAACAACUAUCCAAAGUAAUAUGAUGGUUUUAAAUAGUUCAAAGAUAUAUUGAACCAAGCUAUUGAUUUGAACAAGAGGAAGAAAAGUUAAUUGGCAUCUUAUUGGAGAUAAUAAGUAAGUGAGGAAAUAACGAAUAACACACAACAAUAAUUGGAUUUUAUUUAGGAACAGACUGACGAAGUUUUAACCUAUUAAUAAUACUUGAAGACGAAGUUAGAUCAAAUCUUAAAGGCAAAGUUAUUGACAGAGAGGAGAAUAAAUAACUUUAAGGAUAAUCUACGUCAUAUCAAGACUCAGCCUAAUCAUGGUCAAAGAGAAUUAGAUGAUAAAGUUAAGAUGAUGCUCAAGAAAACACAACAUUUUACGAAUCAGUUUUAGAAGGAAAUGGAGAAGUUCAGAAGCUAAUCGGAGAUGAAUCAGGAGGAGUAGUGUCGGGAAGUGGAAAAUAGUGAAUUUGAGAUCAAAGAAAUCUAGUUAAAGGUUAAAAAAUGUAAAUAAAAAAAUUAAGAAUUGUUGCAUUAAAUUCGUAUUUUGACAGAACAGGAAGAAUAGAAAAAGUACAAAUUAUAAGAGUGCUUCAAAAUUAGGGAAUAUAUUGAAUUUUUUAUGGAUGCCAAGUUAAAAGUUUAUGAUUAAAUAUAAGGGAAUCAAAAUCAAUUGGAAGAGUUAGGUUAAUCAUUGCAAUAAUAAAAUGAUAAAACAUUAACAAGAGACGAGAUCUUGAAUCAAGUAGAUGAGUUCUACAAAACACAAGAUAUUGGGGAAUUGACCAAACAAAUUAUCAGUACUUACCAUUAUCUACUUGAACACUAGAAUAUGCAAACGAAUGAAUACAAUUUUUUUACUGAAGAAAANUGUAUAAUGAAGGUAUUGUUACUGGAUUUAUAUGCCAUCUUAUUAUAGAGUAUUGUUAUAUUUGAAUAAUUUGUAAACUUACAAUCUGAAUAGUUGUUUUAGAGUAUAAAUAAGCAAUUAAAUCUUUGA
Messenger RNA from Paramecium octaurelia, 1066 nucleotides. The record is from the annotation of a GenBank genome assembly. NCBI's taxonomy places the organism in Eukaryota, Ciliophora, Oligohymenophorea, Peniculida, Parameciidae.